Messenger RNA from Staurois parvus, 93 nucleotides. The record is from the annotation of a GenBank genome assembly. Lineage: Eukaryota; Metazoa; Chordata; Amphibia; Anura; Ranidae.
AUGGCGAAAGUACCCCAACUGCUACAGGAUUUUUUCAAGGGGAGGUUAAUGGAAGGCACGUGCGCUCAAAGAUUAAUGGAGAUGGCUACGUAG